This is a messenger RNA of Uranotaenia lowii, 2486 nucleotides long. Its product is annotated as zinc finger protein Gfi-1b-like. Gene Ontology annotation, cellular component: chromosome. The coding region runs from base 256 to 1797 and encodes 513 amino acids. Gene Ontology annotation, molecular function: chromatin insulator sequence binding; DNA-binding transcription factor activity; RNA polymerase II cis-regulatory region sequence-specific DNA binding. The record is from RefSeq and is a predicted model, not a curated record. Gene Ontology annotation, biological process: regulation of transcription by RNA polymerase II. Lineage: Eukaryota; Metazoa; Arthropoda; Insecta; Diptera; Culicidae. The transcript is spliced from 3 exons.
CGCCAUGUUGGCAGAAAAAACAAGGCAGUUGUUUUGUGUGUUGCCGCGUUAGUUUCUUUGGCGUAAAAAUUUAUUUGUUUCCAAUGUCAGUUUUUUAAGUUUUACUGUUCGUCUGUUCCGUUUUGGAAACACAGCUUUUAAAAGCACAAUUGUCGUAUUUGCAGAUUUUUGUUUCGUAUUUUUGAGUGUACCUAAGUGUUUGUUUUUAGUGGAUUGAAGAUUAUUUGUCCUUCGUGAAGAGAUAAGUGUUUCGCCAUGCCAACGGCCGGUGAUGGAUCACCCUUGUGGGGUGGUGUGCAGUUCAAUCACGGGGAGAUGCAACCCAUGGCAUCGGCCGCGUCCUGGAAUACACUUACCGACAACGGAACAGAAAAUAACAUCGCGCAAUCCAUGCAGUUUUCAACAUACAGCUCAUAUUUGACGCUAGAAGACCACGAUCAAUAUGGGCAGACAAAACCCGAAUCUUUGGUCGAUGUGGCUGAAGAUCCACACCUCAACAUAGAUGCCAGUGUUUCGGCAUAUCCAACCAAUGUGGAUUACUCGUACAUGCCGAUGCAACAGAUGGCGCUUCACAACAUGGGGAUGAUGGGGGCUCCUCCAGUACCCCAUGAAACAGUGGUCUAUUCCAAUCCGGUAAAUUCCACGAUUCCAAAUCAUCAAUCAUCUCCGGAUGUCGGAUACUCUUCCCCGGGGCCUGAUUACUAUGGUUUGUACAGUCAUCCUCCACAACACCAGCACCCGAUCCGUAGUCAAUUUCAAACAUACGCGCCACCGUUGGCGUAUCAACAUCUGACGCCUGUUGAAAACGUUGACGAAGUGACUAUCAAAGAAGAAACCACAGACUCGUACGUGAUGGAAGACGAGCACGUAAGAUAUGCGCAAGAAAUAGAUUCAGCGGUCGAUGCAAUAAACGAACAAAAGUUUGAAAUACUCGAGGACGUUGUUCUAUUUCCUGGUGAUCAGAAGAAGUAUGAAUUGCAACAGACUAUCCAAGCUAUGGGUAUUCAACAAAUACAAUCGCAACCACAUCCUGUGUUUCAUCUUUUGCAACAAGCAGAGCAACCAGGGCCUUCAAAACAGCGACCAGUGCUGCAAUCGAAGCAAGCGGUACAAACAGUUCAACCAUCACCAGAACAGCAGACGCGCAAACCACGAGCUUCUCCAAAACGAAAACAAACAGUGGUAGUGGAUGAUCAACAACCAUCGACUUCUCGUGCUCCGCUUUCAACAGCAACGCAAACAACAGCAUUUCCUUCAGUUCAAGAUGAACCACCCACAGGAAGUACGGUCACUUUAGUACCGCGUCUAGACCAAGAAUCUCCAAUGUCAGAUGACCAAUUUAACGGCGAUGAGGGAGACGAUCCAGCAAACCGAAGAUCUGCUAGACCGAGUGCCAUCACCCAGAGUCCCUGGGAGUGUACGAUCUGUGGACAGUUCUUCGCCCGCCAGUGUGGUCUCUCGCAGCACAAAAAGUGGAUCCACACGCCGAGAAAUUUCUGCUGUGAGAAAUGCGGCAAGAAGUUCAUCACCCAAGAGGAACUCGACGACCACAUGAUACGUCACGAUUCGUCCGAUAAGCCGUUCAAGUGCGAGAUAUGCCCGAAACAGUUCUGUCACAAGAACGACCUUCGCAGACAUACCUAUCGACACAGUGGAGCUCCGUUCGAUUGCAAACUUUGUGAGAGACGUUUCAUCCGCCAAGAUCACCUCACGUCUCACAUGAUCACCCAUGACAAGGAGAAAAGGAAAGCGUUGAAGGAACGUGCAAAAGCUCACAAGCCAAAGAAACAGAAGUAGGCUUUGGCAACGAGCUUGAAGUAGCUUAGAUUUGUAAGAUUGGGCAACCCAGGUUGAAAAUUUUCAAUAUUCCAAUUGUGACAAAGAAUUUAGUAAUUCAGCAAUCGAACAGAGUUGGCAUAAAAUGUUAACCAAAUCGGAAAGUUUUGCGUUGGAAUGGAAUGCGUAAGCGAAAAACAAAACAACGAGUGGAGCCCCGCUAAAACACAAACUCACACACACCCAUAUACGAAAUUACGUUCCUACACGCCCGAUUUUGACAACACACCCGACUGACUACACAAAUACUUACAGAUAAACUGAGUAUUCCAAUAAGCGGGCUCGUACUGCAUCGUUAGUUUUAGUUUUUUUUUAUCUAAUGUAGUAUUUAUUCUUGAUUGCUUAUUCAUGAGGUUGUCUCGAUACUUGAAAACUAUUUUAAAAGUACAAUAGUGGAGACAUUUUAAAAGUUGACUACAAAACUUGACGAAGGAAAGUGUUAGAGUGAAAGGAUAAAUCGGUGGCCUCAAGACGGACCAUCUGUUUAAUCAUAUUUUCAUAAGUCUCGUUGGUUUGAUUGUAGAGUAACUUAAUAUUAAGAAGAAAAUAUCAACCAAAAACAACAAAAAAACCUUAUAAGUAAGUUAUCAAUAAUGAGUGGGUGACAUGUACCCUUUUUUAUUUUAUUUUUACACUCCUUUCUUUGUCCA